AUGCAAGAGGAGAAGAAGGUGAAGGUGAAGAAAGGGUGGGUGGCAGUGGAAGUGGGAUUAGCAGAUGAUAAUGAAGAUGGAGGAAUCUUUCAAAGAUUUGCAAUCCCAAUUUCAUAUUUAUAUCAUCCUCUAUUUCAAAGGCUUCUUGAUGAAGCUCGAGAAGUAUACGGCUACCACACAACGGGCCCUCUUAGACUGCCAUGUUCAGUCGACGAUUUUCUUCAUAUUCGGUGGCGGAUUGAGAAAGAAACCACUAGUCACAGUCACCACCACCGCCACCUCUCAGCUUCUUUAUCGUUUCACUCGUGUUAA
Messenger RNA from Fraxinus pennsylvanica, 312 nucleotides. NCBI's taxonomy places the organism in Eukaryota, Viridiplantae, Streptophyta, Magnoliopsida, Lamiales, Oleaceae. The record is from the annotation of a GenBank genome assembly.